AUGUGCAGAAUCGCUGGUAUCAGCCCCACCCCACCUCCAACCUCCAACCUCCAUCCCCAACUUGACUGCUUUGCCUCUGGGACAAGUGAUAAGAGGAGAGAGGUUGACGAAAUGGGGUCUGAAGAGCCAACUCAUUUGGUGCGGAAGCCAAGCGAAAAAGCUUCUAUAAUCACUUUUGCCUCAUUGCCACUGAACAGGCAACUUGUCACUCAACAACACAAAGCCGAGCAACAACAUCGGACAAUUUUUUAA
Protopolystoma xenopodis is the source of this 252-nucleotide messenger RNA. Lineage: Eukaryota; Metazoa; Platyhelminthes; Monogenea; Polystomatidea; Polystomatidae. The record is from the annotation of a GenBank genome assembly.